Molecule: messenger RNA, 697 nt
Organism: Amphimedon queenslandica
Lineage: Eukaryota; Metazoa; Porifera; Demospongiae; Haplosclerida; Niphatidae
Product: ORM1-like protein 1
Exons: 3
Coding region: 46-516 (156 amino acids)
Cellular component (GO): endoplasmic reticulum membrane
Source: RefSeq, a predicted model, not a curated record
CACAGCAUUCAGCUCCGCCCUACAGCAGCAAACAACCAAAUCGAGAUGUUGGCGUCUUCAGAGACGAAUCCAAAUGCCUAUUGGCUCAACAGUCGUGGUAUGUGGGCCGGAUACACAGCCUCAGUCAUCUUCUUGUUCAUUCUUGUCAACUGUAUUCCCGUAAUUAGUAUACCAGUCGUGUGGACACUCACGCAUGGAAUUCACAACAUAGGAAACUACAUAAUGUUCCAUUACUUAAAAGGUACUCCGUAUGCUACGAUGGAUCAAGGCGAGACGAGUUGGAUGACCAAUUGGGAGCAGAUAGACAAUGGAGAGCAGUUCACACCAACACGGAAUUUUCUAACAGCUUUCUCAAUAUUACUAUUUAUUUUGGCCGGUUUCUUUACCAUCCAAGACACCACACUGACAGCUAUUAAUAUCGCUAUUAUGCUGGUCGGAGUCGUCCCUAAACUUCCACUAUUCCAUGGAUUCAGACUAAGUCAACUUUUAUCACAAAGCAGCGACAAAGAACAAUAAUAAUAAUAAUAAUAAUAAAACAUUUAAAAAUUAUGCGUGUGUGCGAGUGUGUGUGCAAUGUACAAGUCUUGUAUAUACAUGCAUACAUAGACUUAUGUUGUAAUAAUAUUAAUAAUAAUAAUAAUAAUAAUAAUAAUAAUAAUAAUGUGAUUCUUUAAUGCAAGGACACUGACUGAAUCAC